AUGCAAAAUCAUCAAGUUUUAAAACAUAUAUCAUUUAAAAAUGAUACUAGUCCAAUAAUAUUUUCAAUUGAUCAAUUAGAAUGUAUCUGUGAAGCAUUAUAUCAAGAAAGAAAUGGUGAAAAAUUGGUAUCAUUAUUUGAAUCAGAUUAUUUUGUAAUAAAUUGUUAUACACAAUCAUCAUCUGUUCAAAGAGGAUACCUUUAUGCAUUAUUUCAUUCUCAAAAAUUUGAUGAACUUUUUAGAAUUAUUUCACAAUCAACAUUUGAGGAAAAAUAUUUUGAGGAACUUCAAGAUUUAUGGUAUAAGGCAAGAUAUGCAGAAAAUGAAUUAAGAAAACAAAAAGAAUUAGGACCUGUGGAGAAGUAUCGUUUACGUAAAAAACAUCCACCCCCAAGAAGUAUAUGGGAUGGGCAGGAGACUAUAUAUAGUUUUAAAGAAAAUUCAAGAAAAGUAUUAAGACAAUUUUAUAAAAAAAAUAAAUAUCCAACAACAGAGGAAAAAAAAGAUAUUUCUAGGAUAACUGGAUUAAAAUUAAUGCAAAUAAGUAAUUGGUUUAAAAAUAGAAGACAAAGAGAUAAAUCAACAAGUGAAGGUAAUAGUGUUUAUGAUUAUUCAUCAUUUAAUGGACUUGGAAGUUUAACUUCAAUGGAUUCAAUGAUGAUGAAUAAUGUGGGAUAUGAUACUAUGGUUAUGUGA
Strongyloides ratti is the source of this 696-nucleotide messenger RNA. RefSeq names its product GM13131p. Lineage: Eukaryota; Metazoa; Nematoda; Chromadorea; Rhabditida; Strongyloididae. Bases 1 to 696 code for a protein of 231 amino acids. Gene Ontology annotation, biological process: regulation of transcription by RNA polymerase II. The record is from RefSeq and is a predicted model, not a curated record. The transcript has 2 exons. Gene Ontology annotation, cellular component: nucleus; transcription regulator complex. Gene Ontology annotation, molecular function: RNA polymerase II cis-regulatory region sequence-specific DNA binding; DNA-binding transcription factor activity, RNA polymerase II-specific.